Messenger RNA from Tuber melanosporum (Perigord truffle), 1292 nucleotides. RefSeq lists its product as uncharacterized. The record is from RefSeq and is a predicted model, not a curated record. The coding region runs from base 104 to 523 and encodes 139 amino acids. Lineage: Eukaryota; Fungi; Ascomycota; Pezizomycetes; Pezizales; Tuberaceae. The transcript is spliced from 5 exons.
AUUCCGACAAAGCUUCUUCACCCCCCCUCCCAUCUGAGAAGCAGCGACAUCACAGAGCCGACAGCGGGCAGGACGGAUAUUGCACAACGACAAGCCGAACAUCAUGCUUAGGCUCAUUAUCAACAAACAAACGUUCAAGGCUAUCAGCAUUCACCCCUACCGUCCACAUAGGGGCUUUAGCACCGUUCCGGGACGAAACACCGAUAGUGACAGUCAUCAUGAUAACGAUUACCAUCAUGAUUCCAGCGGUGGGUGUGCUGGCUCGGGGUCCCCGCCAGGCGUUACCUCGAAAGACUUUGCCAACCUUGAUAAGGAUGUUUCCAACAUCAAACUGAAGCUCGACUACAUCCAAUCCGGACAGAGCGAGAUGAGAGCUGAUAUUAAAGACCUUGGCAACAAGACGGAUAAAAAAUUUGACAAGACCGAUAGUAAGAUUGACCGUAUAUUCUACGGUGUUAUUACUACUCUUGUUGGGUUUGUCUUGAAAGGUGGGUUCGAUUAUUACCAGGCCGCCAAGAAGUAGGCUUGGACAUAGAUGCGACUCUCUCCAUUGCCUCGGGGUUGAUUAAUUGGCAAUGACGCUGAUAGACUUUUUUUUCUUUUUUUCCCCAUCAAUUGGCGCAUAGAAUACGGUGGUAUGGGAAUUUGUUUAGUACGCUAGGCAAUCAAGCAGUGAUAGAAUGGGCAAGUCUAUUUAAUUUAAUUUCCUUCCACUUUAUCUUCUUUUCAAUUGAUCGCCCUGCUUAAUUCAUAUAUCACAUAUUGAAGAGAUGGGUUCACUCAUAGAAUGCUGACUUAGCUAAUUAAUGUGCUUCACCUUCCCCUUGUGGAGGAUCUCUUCGUUUGUAUGCUAAAGUUCACGGAAUUUUAGCUCGAAAGCCGGAAGAAUGCUUUACUUGAAGGGGAAUGGCUGGGGUAGUCGGAUGGUGACCCGGCCCAUAGACAUCUCUGACCCGAGGAUCUGCGAAGCAUUUGCUUGAGUAGGAGGCGUUAUUGUCCUUUUAAGUAGAAGGCGGUCUUGGCCGCAGUUCCGUCAGUACGGUACUCGAGUACGAGUACAGGCGGGGGGGGGGUGAGCCACCAUUUAGACAUUUUGGGGCUAGGAGGUGGAAUAAACACCGUGACUGAAAUAGGGAUAAGGUUGGCCCUUGUGAACAUUUACCGAGUUGGGUUCAGUGGUGAGGGAGUAUUUCCACAAUGUGGUGUAGAACCAACUACACCACGCAACCCCACUAUUGUUCUCUAUUAGUCUUAUGUAAUCGCAGAAUCCUAAUACAUCAUUGCCACAAGGA